Marmota monax (woodchuck) is the source of this 3031-nucleotide messenger RNA. RefSeq names its product DNA damage regulated autophagy modulator 1 (gene Dram1). Gene Ontology annotation, cellular component: lysosome. The record is from RefSeq and is a predicted model, not a curated record. Gene Ontology annotation, biological process: regulation of autophagy. Bases 199 to 915 code for a protein of 238 amino acids. The transcript has 7 exons. Lineage: Eukaryota; Metazoa; Chordata; Mammalia; Rodentia; Sciuridae.
UCUUGGCUCUUCGCGCUUCUCUCCCUCCCGGGCCUGCCCAGGCCUUCCCGGAGCCUCGGGUCCCGCCACGAGUCGCAGUCCGAGACGUGGCCGCCGUCUAGCUGACUGGCAAGUGCGCGGCCGCCGCCUCCACGCAGCCCGGAGCAACCCGGCGUCCCGCCCCGCUGAGCGCAGCGCCCUCUCGGCGGCCGCGGCGCGAUGCUGUGCUUUCUGAAGGGGAUGGCCUUCGUCCCCUUCCUCCUGGUGACCUGGUCGUCCGCCGCCUUCAUCAUCUCCUACGUGGUCGCUGUGCUCUCCGGGCACGUCAACCCCUUUCUCCCCUACAUCAGUGAUACAGGAACAACACCUCCAGAGAGUGGUAUUUUUGGAUUCAUGAUAAACUUCUCUGCAUUUCUUGGUGCAGCCACGAUGUACACGAGAUAUAAAAUAGUAGAGAAGCAAAAUCAAACCAGCUAUUUCGGCACUCCUGUUUUUAACUUGGUGUCCUUAGUUCUUGGAUUGGUGGGAUGUAUCGGAAUGGGCAUUGUAGCAAAUUUUCAGGAGUUAGCUGUGCCCGUGGUCCACGACGGGGGCGCCCUUCUGGCUUUUGUCUGCGGUGUGGUGUACACGCUCCUGCAAUCCAUCAUCUCUUACAAAUCGUGUCCACAGUGGAACAGCCUCUUGACAUGCCACAUACGCAUGGCCAUCUCUGCUGUUUCCUGUGCAGCUGUUGUCCCCAUGAUUGCCUGUGCUUCACUAAUUUCUAUGACCAAACUGGAGUGGAAUCCAAAAGAAAAGGAUUAUGUGUACCAUGUAGUGAGCGCAAUCUGUGAAUGGACCGUGGCCUUUGGUUUUAUUUUCUACUUCCUAACAUUCAUCCAAGAUUUUCAGAGUGUUACCUUAAGGAUAUCCACAGAAAUCAAUGGUGACAUUUGAAGAAAAGAGGAUUCUGUCUCAGUGAAUGUCACAGAUGGUUUCUAGAAGUGGCACAGAGAUGGACAGGUUUUGAUGCCGCCCUGAUUGGGAUGCAUUUGCGGUACAUCCAGGACUUGAAUUUCACCAAGAUUCCUAUAGUUGUACUAUUUACAAAGGUAUGUUUUCCUAGAGAAUGUAGAGCAUUUAUAACAUUGUAGCAAUAUUUUUAUACUUUUCUAAGUAGACACUUUUUUAUAUAAACUCUUAUACAGAAAAGAUAAGGUAUUACAGAAAAUGGAGAGCUCCUAUUUUGUACAGAUUCUGUUGCUUGUUGUCUUUGUGUGCAAGUGUUCUAUAGAAAUACACUAAAUGAGGAAUUGAAGUUUAGUACAUUUAUUAAAAAGCAAAAUCCGUGGAUAUUCAUUUUAAAAUUUCAUUUUUAGAGAAUUAACUAUAUACAUCUGUUAUCUCAGGAGCAUUUAUAAAAUUCAACUUAAAAUAAUGAUCAUAUGCCCAAAUGUCAAAUAUUCAGUUAAUAAAUUUACACUAAGAUACUCUGGGUUUUAGAUGAAAUAUGAAAAAUUCUUCUAUGGGGAGGCCUUACUAUUAUUCACUGUGGCAUUAGCGGAAUACAGAAGCCCUGGGUUUUGAAAUUCUGCCUCUUCAGUUUCUCCCUGUCCACAAGGCUGCAACUGUCCCCUGCUGCUGAUUGGCAGUCACUAGUAGUGGGAAUUCCCAUGGGAUGGGUUCAGCGAGGCAGAUUAGAAAUUGUACAACUCUCUUUUACUAUAACGGUGUAACCUGAAUAACAGUCUGAUUUAGAAGCUGAAACUCACAUCUUUCAAAUUCAUUUAUGCCUGUAAACACCAAGGAGAACUCAGGUCCAAGAGAGAGACAGGGAGAAAGGAGAAGGGUCAGAUGAAAGAUCUGGGCAUUGGAGGUGCUGUUUAUUUUCUCCUCCUUUUAAUGUAUGUGCUCAAAUGUUCCACAACACUAUAGAAAAUAUGAGUCAGGCCCUUGGGGUUAAGCAGGACCUGUAGACUCUGCCUUUUUACCCAAAUCACCAAUGGCAACUGAAAAGAAAGCCCUUCUAGAGAAAGAAGCAGCUCUUGGAAUGUUGACAAGAAGGUAUUCCCUCUUUCAAAGACCCUCAGACUACAACCUUGGGUAUGGCCAUGUGGGAGCAGACCUUGAGGGUACAUAACAAGGGCUUAGUAGCCCAUCUGGACAGCCUUGGAGGGCAUCUGGGGAGUGGGGAGCCCAUUGCGGCUCCCUAUUAACUCUGCUAAGCAGUCUGCCACCUCUGCUGUGACCAACUGCCACUCCCCCAAGUGCUCUGUGAUGGGAAGCUGAUAACCACUUCUGGGUCCACUUAACUUGUUGUAAUGCUGUGGAUCCUUAUUGUAACACUGGAACUAAAGAGUGACAUUGAUUCUGAAGAGGAAAAGGAGCCCGCAUGCUUCUUCCGUGGACCCUAUGGUAGAGUGAACGCAUGGAGUGUCUCUCUGUGAAGCAGACUCUUGUUAUCAGCACUUCUGAAAGAUGUACCGUCAUUCUUCAUCUCCAUCUCUUUGCACAAUUAGAUUGAGCGCUCCUUAAGGGCAGAGAAUGUGCUUUAAUCUUUACCUUUGUAACCCCAGCAUUCAACACAGUACCUCCUGGAAACACCAUAGGUGCUUCUUAAACAGUUGUUACUGAAUGUGCAUGCAUGAACGAAUGAAUGAGCAAAUGAAGGAAUGACUCAGGGUAUUUGAGGUGCUGCAUAAUGGGAUUUAUUGAUUCAAGUUUACUAGUUACUUUAAUGUAAACCAAUUGUGUCACCCCGUUGAUGUUGACUGUUUUGCUUUGUGUACUGUCAACAUUUCAGUUGUUUGGGCUCCAUGAUUCUAUGACAACUCUCUUCUGGACAGUUACCACAGAAAUUGUUACAUGGGCUAGACCAAACGCUACACCUGUCUGGGCAAACUGAGAAGGCCCAAAAUCACUACAGAUAAUCACAUUCUGCUGAUUCCGUGCAACCUCUAAAGCUGGUUUUAUUCAUAUUUUGGUAUUAUGUUUUAACUUUUAUGAACUCACCUUUCCUUGUCCCUCAUGACUUAAAAAGAAAAUAAAAUGAAAUAUUUCUUUAUUUUAGUAA